Cynoglossus semilaevis (tongue sole) is the source of this 2102-nucleotide messenger RNA. RefSeq names its product alpha-1,6-mannosylglycoprotein 6-beta-N-acetylglucosaminyltransferase B-like. The coding region runs from base 1 to 1314 and encodes 437 amino acids. The transcript is spliced from 10 exons. Gene Ontology annotation, biological process: protein N-linked glycosylation. Gene Ontology annotation, molecular function: alpha-1,6-mannosylglycoprotein 6-beta-N-acetylglucosaminyltransferase activity. The record is from RefSeq and is a predicted model, not a curated record. NCBI's taxonomy places the organism in Eukaryota, Metazoa, Chordata, Actinopteri, Pleuronectiformes, Cynoglossidae. Gene Ontology annotation, cellular component: Golgi apparatus.
AUGGCUAUAUCCAUCCAGCUGGACACUGGGUGCACCAGUGAACAACAACACGUUGUUCCCCAGAGAUGUCACAUCAGGGUCAUCGACACCUUCGGGACAGAGCCGGCGUAUAACCAUGAGGAGUACGCCACCCUGCAUGGAUACAGGACCAACUGGGGCUACUGGACCCUCAACUCCAGGCAAUACAUGACCAUGUUCCCUCACACACCUGACAAUUCAUUCAUGGGUUUCGUUUCGGAGGAGCUCAACGAGACGGAGAAGAGAAGCAUCCAGCAGAACAAAGUCAACAACAUGGCUGUUGUGUACGGGAAAGAGGCCAGCAUGUGGAAGCUUCAGGGCAAAGAAGGUUUCCUGCAGAUUCUCAACAGGUACAUGGAGGUCCACGGCACGGUGUAUUAUGAGACUCAGAGACCUCCAGAAGUCCCAGCCUUUGUGAAGAACCACGGACUGCUGCCGCAGCAUGAACUGCAGCAGCUGCUGCGGAAGGCAAAGCUCUUUAUUGGGUUCGGGUUUCCUUAUGAAGGCCCCGCCCCUCUUGAAGCGAUCGCCAAUGGCUGCGUUUUCCUCCAACCCAAGUUCAACCCGCCUCACAGCUCUCUCAACCACGAGUUUUUCCGAGGAAAACCCACUUCUAGAGAGGUGUCCUCCCAGCACCCGUAUGCAGAGCAGUACAUCGGCCGACCGCACGUCAUGACAGUGGACUACAACAACUCUGUGGAGUUCGACUCUGCCAUCAGGGAAAUCAUGAGGACCAAGGUGGAGCCAUUCCUGCCGUACGAGUACACCUGUGAGGGGAUGCUGGAGCGAGUACACGCCUACAUACAACAUCAGGACUUCUGUGCUCCAGAGCCUCCCUUCAUCCCGGCCAACCUCAGCAGACAGGGCUUUGCUGCCGGCAGCAGGACAACAGGACCUCUGUUUGUGGCCCUGUCCAACACCACGGCACUUGGCUGGUCACCCAGCGUAGCCGCGCCCCCCGUCUGGCCCCCCCUCAGCUCCCUCAGGCUGCUGGUGUCUCAGGAGGGCCAGUCCUGUGUGGAGGCCUGUCAGUCGUCGGGCUUCACCUGUGAGCCCGCCCACUUCCGCUUCAUCAACAACAAGGAGGCGCUGCGCUGUUUGGAGGUGCAGUGUGAGGUGGUGGACUCGGAGAUCAACCACAUCCUCCCGGCUUUUUCGGUGCUGCGACAGGAGUGCGGCCUCCAGAGGGAACCUCUCCUUUUCAGCUGCGCAGGUCACUCCCCUAAAUUCAGACGACUGUGCCCCUGCAGAGACUUUCGCCCCGGGCAGGUGGCGCUCUGCACGGACUGCCUAUAACUGUAAGUCUUACGGAGAGCAUGAGGAAAGACAGAGUUCGGCCAGGUAACAUCUAGCAUCUGUACGUGCACCGAAGCCAAAGUCAGUGUAAUUAAAGAGGUGUCGCUGCGGAGCCGCAGCUUCUGCCUAAAAUGGAGGGAGACGAAGAACUGACGUGUGAUGUCACCAAAAGGUUUGAACAGCUGUUGUCGUGUUACCGUAGCUGGCUGAAAAGGUAGAAGUAAAACUUCUGACACAGGGUAGAGGACGCGAGGCGUCGCACCAGAACGGAGCCUAACUCUCUGACGACUCAACGGUACUUCUACAGAACGCGCAGCAACAAAUUUAAGUUCUUAGAACUGUAUCAAGUCAGUUUUUUCGGACCACAAUGUCAAUCUCUGACAGAGUCUUCAAAACAUCGCAGCUUGACGGAGACAACCUCGGGUCAAUAUCCAAUCUCCUCUCUGCACUCGGACAAAGGAUGACGGACAGCCGGGUUAUCUCCCCGACUCCCCCCUCUCUCCCCCAAUGACAGAUAAAGUCGUUUAUCAGACGGAACCACCAGUCUGAGGCAACAUCGGUCAAAGCAAUCAUCGCUGGUCACAGAGACGGAGGGAGGACAGAGGACGAAGAUAAGGCAUACAAGAUUAUUUUUCAAUAAGUACGUCUCUCUGUGGAGCUCUCAGUUUGAGUUUUUUAAUUGUAGGUUUCAUGUUGGGAAAAACAAAACCAAAAAUAAAAGAGUCCGAACUGAACGCACUGAUGGGUGGAUGUUUUUCUGGUUUUCACUGGGUUCUUUUCUUCCUUCC